Aricia agestis (brown argus) is the source of this 883-nucleotide messenger RNA. RefSeq lists its product as uncharacterized. Gene Ontology annotation, cellular component: transcription regulator complex; nucleus. Gene Ontology annotation, biological process: regulation of transcription by RNA polymerase II. The transcript is spliced from 2 exons. The record is from RefSeq and is a predicted model, not a curated record. Gene Ontology annotation, molecular function: DNA binding. The coding region runs from base 117 to 839 and encodes 240 amino acids. Lineage: Eukaryota; Metazoa; Arthropoda; Insecta; Lepidoptera; Lycaenidae.
UGCUGGCGCCUGGCCGUGGCGGUACUAGUUUUACCGUUUGCGUUAUAUUGGUAACAGUAAAGUUAUUUUUAUAUUUUCAAGUAUAUUACAAGUUUUAGUUUUUCGUGACCACGACGAUGGAUAAAAUGUGCUCCAACUGGACCAGCGAGGAGGACAAAGUUUUAAUAAAUUUCGUGCGUAACCACGAAAUUAUUUACAACGUAAAAAGUAAAGAUUACAGAAAAACGCAUUUGAAACAGAAUUUGUGGAGAGAAAUUGGAGACGUUUUAGACAAAACAGAUUCCGAUUGUUCCAAAAGAUGGUGCUACGUUAGAGAUUACUAUGUUCGACGAAAAGCAAAACCAGGUACGGGCGCCAGUGGAGAAGCAGCAAGAAAAAGAGCUAGCCUCCUGUCAUUCCUAGACGACCUUCCUACGACCAGAAGAGGCAGUAUUCAUAUCACUGAUGAAAACCCAGAAAACACUGUUAAAAUCGAAGACACCGACAGCGAACGAGCACAGACGCCAGAAGAAGAUAUGAUGGAAAAUACUAGUAACAGCGAAGACACACAACCAAAUUCUCAGGAAAUUAUUUUUGAAUUUGAAAAAAGCGAUCGUCAAGAUGAUAGAGCUAUAAAUAAUAGGCGCAAACACGACGCACACAGUCAGUCAACUCAAGAUGAAAUAGACGAAAAUGAUCUCUUUUUUGGUUCUAUGGCAAAGAUAGUGAAGAAGUUGCCACCAUACGAGCAAGUACAAUUGCGGCUGCAGAUAGGAUCGCUAGUCGGCAAUGCCCAAUUAAGACAAAUUUCAAAUGAUUCACAUCAAGCCGACCCACUCGAGACCCAGCACAAGCAAUAGUGAUUAUUAAUUUUUUUAUACAGAAUCUUUUCUUACCUUUUCAA